GCCUGAUUGAGGGAAGAUGGCGGCGGCCGCUGGAGGGGGGAGCUUCGCGGUCUCGGUGCUGGCCCCGAAUGGGCGGCGGGUCACGGUGCGGGUGGGCCCCGGCACCACUCUGCUCCAGGUUGGUCCUGGCCGGGCGGGGAGGGCCCAGCGGAGACACGCCCCGGAUUGGCGCGAUUCUAGAGGAAGUUUGUGAGAUGCAGAACUUCCGUGCCAACGAGUAUGAUUUGAAGUUUCAGAGGUCUGUGCUAGAUCUUUCUCUGCAGUGGAGAUUUGCCAGAUUGCCCAACAAUGCCAAGCUGGAGGUGGUGCCAAUUUCUCGUAACAGAGCGGGAACUGAAAACAGAGUUCAGAUUGCAUUGCAGUUGGACAGUGGUUCCCGGUUACAGGACACCUUUCGCUCUGGCCAGACGCUGUGGGAACUUCUCAGCCAUUUUACACAAACCAGGGAGUGUAUGGAGCAGCACGGUGAAUUCUCUCCAGUCUGUAUUUACAUGCGAGAUGAGAUAGCAGGGAAAGCUGCCCUGGAGAGGACAACACUGAAAUCACUUGGUCUGACUGGAGGCAAUGCCAUCAUCAGGGUUGUCAUGAAGAAAUGUGGCUCCUCUGGCCAGGAGGAGGCUGUGGGCAUGGCGGCCCCAUUUAGCAAGCUGCCAGUGAGCCCAGUCUCUACUGAAGGAGCAGUAGAUAUGCCAUUACCUCACACAAACAUGUUCUCAAAGGACUUGGACCCCAGAGAUGUGGCCUUCUCUUUAAACAACUGCACAGACAAGCAGGACUUGAUUAAAGUAUCCCAGGCCAGCUUGGGGGAGUUGUGGCCUCCCUCAGAUCCUGCGCCUGCCCCAUUUGUCCCUUUCUUUGGAGAUGGACAGCGUCUGGGGGGGACCCCUGUAGCUGCAGACUUACCAGUGUCAGAUAUGCUAUCUUCAAAGCUGCCAACAUCUCUCUCCAGUCCUGGAGGCCCUUCUAAGCCAAAGAAGUCUAAGACCAGCCAAGAACAGCUAAAGGAGCAAGAGCAGCAUUUGGAGCGAGAGACAGUCGUAUGCCAUCCAGACCUGGAAGAGCUGCUGUCUGCUGGUCCACAGGAUCUUCCUGAUGAGUUCUUCGAAGUCACGGUGGACGAUGUGCGGAAACGCUUGGCCCAGCUGCAGAAUGAGAGGAAACGUCUGGAAGAAGCUCCCUUCAUGACAAAAUCUUUGAGAGAAGCUCAGAUGAAGGAGAAGUUAGAGCGCUACCCAAAGGUCGUGCUUCGAGUCCAAUUCCCAGACCGUCAUGUUCUGCAAGGGUUCUUCCGCCCUAGUGAAACUGUUGGCAUUUUGAGAGACUUUGUGAGAAGCCACCUUGCAGAUGCAGAGCUGCCAUUUUACCUGUUUAUUGCACCUCCCAGAGCCAUCUUGAGUAAUGAGAAUGAAACCCUCUUCCAGGCUAACCUCUUCCCAGCAUCUGUCAUUCACUUUGGAUCUGAGGAGCACAAAGAUUGUUACUUGAGAGCAGAACUGCUGGAGUCCGCAGUGUCCCCUUCCACAGCUGACUUGCUAGUAGCUAGAAGCUUGUCCAAAUCACUAGUCCCUUCUGCUCCACCAGCUUCAGAAACAGCUGUUCCAUGCCCAGUUGAGCCAGAGGAGACAGAUGAGAAAAGAACUGCUGAGAACCCAGAACCAGCAAGAGCUGCUGAAGCUUCACAGCCAGUGAGAAGGCCCCCUGAAAAAGUACCAAAGUGGCUGAAGCUGCCAGCUGGGAAGAGAUGAAACAUCCCAGGUGCUAAGCCUGCAAGAUUACUUGGCUGGACUGAGAAGCAGCAGAAUCAAUUGGACUUCUUUCCAAAUAAACUGCUACAAAGUUUGUAAUAAACCAUUGGUGGUCCUGGAGAGACCUGAACAACAUGCUUUAUUUCUUAAAAAAAUAAAAUAGAAUAACUAUUUCAUGUUGCUAAUUCUAUCCUGUUGGGAGCAGACAAAGUCCCAUGUGUUGUAACACUGUUUGCCUAGCAAUAAAAGCAGGAUCAGAAGGAGAAACUCAAGGUGUCCUAUAUGCAUGUAAUCUGAAAGGAGCAGGUAGAGAGAAUUCUUCCUAGCCAUCCCUUGACUGCUGACUUUGCUUCUAUAGGUGUUUGACACUCAAGCCUUCUCUCUGAUUUCUGUCUUCAGAGGUUAUCUGCAGCGGUAUGGCUGCUCUGCUACCUGGAACAAGACCUUAGUGCUGAAAUCAGCUGCACAAUUUCACCUACAGCUGUAAAGUGUUGCUCUGAGCUUGGCUGAUCCCUAUGGUGUGGCAGUGGCUACUGCUGCUGGUUGUCCUGCAGGAGCUGUUUAGAUAAUUCACAAUUUAGUGAGUGGCUUUUGUUGAGAACUUCCUGGUUCAUUGUACUUGUCUGUUUUC
Molecule: messenger RNA, 2376 nt
Organism: Chelonoidis abingdonii (Abingdon island giant tortoise)
Lineage: Eukaryota; Metazoa; Chordata; Testudines; Testudinidae
Source: RefSeq, a predicted model, not a curated record